This is a messenger RNA of Caenorhabditis sp. 36 PRJEB53466, 2430 nucleotides long. Lineage: Eukaryota; Metazoa; Nematoda; Chromadorea; Rhabditida; Rhabditidae. The record is from the annotation of a GenBank genome assembly.
AUGGCGACGCCCGGGACUAUAUUGGCCGAAAAAUUAAAUUGCCAGGACGUAGUGGUCGUCCGUUGGGAUCUAGAAGACGCGAAUUCUCCAAUCAUUUCUGCCCCUACCACUCUCAACUUCAUCAAAUCCAUUGGAUACAAAACUGGAGACACUGUGAGUACAGCCCGUUUUUCCUCAUCAUUGGGUCCGUUUCAGGAUGGCAUCAGGUGCGCUCCAUGCCAGUCCGACCCUGAGCAGUUUAUCAUUUUGCCAAUGGAAACAGAAGCGGAAGCGAAAAGAAUCUGUGAAGACUCCGAAAAGAAAGGAUUCGGAAUCAAUAAUGUAAACUUAUUUCCAUUUCCAAUAAAAAUUUGAAUCACUUUUUACAGACCAGAAUUACCGUCAAUCGCCUCAUUGGACUGAACGGAAUCCGCCUGCGAGAUGCGACCGACUGCAUACGACUCUGGCACGAAUACUUUGAUAACGACGAACUGAUGGAUCUGAUGAUGGGCCUGAUCGGGUUGGAGUGCAAAGGAUCGGGCCGAAGUCGCGCAUACCGGCUAUCGUAUAAUUCGGAGCGCAAUGUCCGACCUCAUCGAGAACGGAACCUGCUUCAUGUUUGGCUCUUUCCAGUCUCAACUACGUCGAAAUGGAUAUUCUGACAUUGUGGGUUCACGUUCAUUCAAUUUAAAAAAAAAUAGAAAAUCACUUCAGGACAUUGUCGUUGAGUCGGUGGACACUCCGGAAAAAGUGGGGUCGACCGCAGUUCGGCAGCUCAGUCAGAUAACCGAGAACAAAAGUAUUUCGCUUUAGUUUUAUUCCUUUAUCUAAAUGCACUCAUUUCCAGUGUCUCAUCAGAUACCCACUGACCAAGUCCGAAUUGUACACGUUUCCACAGGAGGAAAUCAUCAAAGCGCUAUUCCAUUGCCUAAAAGACAACGAAGUGUUCCGUAAAAUUUUCGAAAUGCGUUUUGUGCCUGCGAGAACUCCAAUCCUCAUCUUCAAAAGCACUCAGAUCAAGGGAAUGGACGUAAGAGACGGGGAAAAAAUGAAUACAAUAAAUAUGCACGUACUGCAGGUGACCUUCGACGUGUCUGUGAACAACCACAUUGGAUCUGAGAAAGGGCUUCUUCUGGAUCAGUUUAUCCAGGCGGACAAGUCUGAAAAAAAGAGAACGAGGAAAAUGAUGCAGUUUGUUGUGCACUGGGCGAGGUGCAACGGACUGUUGGGCGGAAACUACCCGGAGGAAAAGUUGGCAGUGAAGACCGGCUUCAAUUCGUACAUUUUCAACCAAAUGCUUAUCCAUUUCAUGCAAGCCGCCACGCAGAGAGUCCUCGUUUUCCCACAAGCAGUAAGAAUUCAACCAUCAAAGGCCAAUUCCACAUUCAAAUUACAGGCUCAAGAAAAUCGAGUUGUGGAGUACAACUUUGAUGACAUGUUCGAUGAUUUCACGCAUUUUUUGAAAGAAUUUUUCAAGUAUUUUGCCAGUUUCGACUUUACGAAUAAAGCGAUCUAUGGAAAACAGACGAUGCAGAAGUUAGCAAAUACUUGAAAAAUGGAAAAGCAGCUAAAUAUUGUAGGGCAACAGUGGCGAACGUGCACGGAGUGAAUGAGUCGGCGCUGAUGAUCAUGGAUCCGAUGGACUGCACACACAACAUCUCCGCUCGGGUCACCGAAGACGCGAUGAAACUUCUGAAGGGACUCAUCCGAAAUGCGCUUCUCAUAGUCAGUUUGCUCACUUUUUUUAGCACCCGCCCCUUCCGAUUUCAUUUCCAGCUAAAGCAGAAAAUCUUCCGGAUUAGCCUCCUUCUGCGCACCAACCUUUAUGCCGCCUUUCUGAUGCGAAACAAGGAGCCUAAUGCGUGUAGGAUCACUACCCAACUGCCCGAGGCGUUAUCAGAAUUUGCUUCAGUAUGCAGUGGGCACCAGGAGUACCUCACGUUCCAGCUUCCCGAAAUAAUUCAAACGUCCGCCGAGUUCAUGGUUCUGCUCACGCGUGUGCUUCGCUUCUACGUCAGUCCGAAUCAUGAAGGACCGAGUGUCAACAAUCUCUACAACUCAAUGGUAACGCCAACGAGCAGCAGCGCCGAAUCGUAUUCCUUUUCGCAGGGAGUGAUAUUUGUGGUUCAGUCCAAGUCCUGGAUAGGUCGGCGUAACAAGAAACGGCAAUUGAGAAACGUUCGCAAAGACACGACGAAUCUGCACUUGGAAGUGAUGUGCAGCGACAUGUAUCCGUACGAAGACGAGCCGAUUGCCGAGCUGCGCGUCGCCAUGUCCGACCUGGCGGACUCGAAUAGCAAGAUUGUGUACAUCGAAAUGCUGAAGGGACAAGUGGCGGACGUCCGCGACGCGAUGCACUACCUCAUCGACCAGUUCAUGGCCAACCAUCUGCAGGAACUCGUGCAGGGCGGCAUCAUGAGCAUCCAGGACAUUCCAGUUUACCAAGCCUAA